CUGCUGCUACAGCUACAGCUACAGCUACUGCUGCUGCUGCUGCUACAACUGUUGCUGCUACAGCUACAACUGCUACAGCCUCAUACCCCGGAAGUUUAGCCUCCACUGCUCGCCAAACUUUCUCCACUGACACUGCCUGCCUGUUUUCACCCCCCACAUAUAUACACCUUGGAUGUCGCUUAAAGUUAACCAAAAUGAAUCGAUUGGUUUGGGAGAGCAGCAAUUUCAACAGUUCUGUAAAUUGUUCAUACAACAUUCAGACAAAAUCUCCAAUGGCUGGGAGUGGAGGCAAAAGGAGCUCAAUGAAGGAUACAUGGUCAAAGUACUCUUGAGAUGCAAAGAUUCCAAAGACGACAUGCGUACCAGAGAUGAUCAAGAUCUUCAGUGCCGUGAAGCAGAUCCUUUUUCUGAAGAAAAGGUUAAUGUGGUAAAUGACACUGAGGAAGCCCAGGUCACAACGUCUGAGUUGAUUCGAUAUGAAUACCAUGUGGUCUACUCGAGUAGCUACCAGGCACCUGUACUGUAUUUCAGAGCUUGUUAUACAGAUGGCAGAACUCUUGCAUUAAAAGAAAUUUGGGAAAGUGUUGAUGAGUGUUACCAAGAAACCCUUUCUCAAGGACCCUGGAGCACUAUUACACAACAGGAACACCAUAUACUUGGGCAGCCAUUUUUUGUUCUUCACCCUUGUCGAACUUCUGAAUUAAUGACUCCAAUAAUGAUUGGUGCCACAAAGGAGCAAAGGAAUGUAAAUUACAUCACAAGUUGGCUGAGUAUGAUGGGGCCAGUUGUGGGACUUGACUUGCCAUUGAGCUAUGCUACAGCCUUAUCACAGUGCUAUACCGACCUGGACUGAACCACGUAUGAGAUCAAUGGAGCAAAUACAUAACAAGUCCAGUUGGUUUACUGCUGCGAACAAUCAUCGGUGAAUUCUGAGAAGGAAAACAAGCAUCUUUAUCCAAAAUCUAAUGAACAUCUGCUUGCGAGUGUUAUCAAGCCUUAUUGUCCACUUGCUGGUUGAGAUAUAUCGCCCUAUAUGCUGAAGAAAACUUUGGCCUGUGAUACAGUUUUGUUUUAAUCAUUAACAAAAGAAUCUGUGUUCUUCAAGAUAUUUUCUUUAAACAAUGAGAUAGUUCAAGUUAAUCUGGAUCUGUGUACUGUGCAGUAUAAUGCACUUUCCACCAACAGAGAGAGUACACAUUGUCUACUGGAAUCCUGAGAUGAUUUGGACAUGUUAUGAAACUAAAACGGAUAAUAAAUUAGAACAUUCCAACAAAGGAAGAAAUCGGAAAAAAAAAUUCUAAUAAAUUACAUGCUCUAAUAGUUUAGGACUGAUCGGCCACUCGUUCCGUUAAAACCCUUUCUUCUUUAAACAGCGUUUACAAUGAUUCAAACACUUGGAUGUAUAUAUUUUGUUUUUAACAUAGUUUAGAUUUUCUGCUGGUUUUUUUAAGUGUCACAAUGCCUACAAAUCUGACUUAAUGUUAACACACACUGUGCAGAAGACAUAAAUGAAAAUGAGGUAUUCUAAGAGCUGUUUCUGAACAGCACAGAUCUGAAUGAAAAUACAAUGGAGCCCUCUUCAGGUCGACUUAAGUUACCUCUGGAAAUUCCUUUCAUUGAUAAUUUAGUGAAAAAAUAAAUUGAUAUUUUAUUUUGGGGGAGAACUUUCUCGUAUUUGCAUUCACCGACUGUUUUCUUUCAAUGCUUUAUUUAUUUUUGUAGCACUCAACCAAUGACGAAUUGCCCAAAUAUAUGUUAUAUUUUAAUUCAUUGCUUUUGCAUUUGUUUCAGUAACUUGAUUAUAACACGGUUGCCGCUUAAAGCAUUCAUCAGCUAAGGACGCAACACUGGUUAUUUGCACAACAAAUGCAGUUGACUGCCUUCUAAAUAGUAAAAAUAAAAGAACUCUCUGAAAAAC
Molecule: messenger RNA, 1918 nt
Organism: Leucoraja erinaceus (little skate)
Lineage: Eukaryota; Metazoa; Chordata; Chondrichthyes; Rajiformes; Rajidae
Gene: atg10
Product: ATG10 autophagy related 10 homolog (S. cerevisiae)
Exons: 8
Coding region: 173-853 (226 amino acids)
Biological process (GO): protein modification by small protein conjugation; protein lipidation; macroautophagy
Cellular component (GO): intracellular anatomical structure
Molecular function (GO): Atg12 transferase activity
Source: RefSeq, a predicted model, not a curated record